Tarenaya hassleriana is the source of this 856-nucleotide messenger RNA. Its product is annotated as pathogenesis-related protein 5-like. NCBI's taxonomy places the organism in Eukaryota, Viridiplantae, Streptophyta, Magnoliopsida, Brassicales, Cleomaceae. The transcript is spliced from 3 exons. The coding region runs from base 30 to 770 and encodes 246 amino acids. Gene Ontology annotation, cellular component: extracellular region. Gene Ontology annotation, biological process: defense response. The record is from RefSeq and is a predicted model, not a curated record.
UCUUCAUCGAGAGAGAGAGAGAAACCCUAAUGGCGAUUUCAAUGCUUGACCUCUUGUCUCUUACCUUCUUGUUAGGUCUGAAAUCUAUUUCCGCAACCGUCUUCACACUGGAGAAUCGCUGCAGCUACACAAUUUGGCCGGGAAUUCUUUCCGGCAACGGCGCCGCCUUCGGUGAUGGUGGUUUUGCCCUUCCUCCCGCUGCGUCCGUACAGUUUCCGGCGCCUCCCGGCUGGUCAGGCCGGUUCUGGGCCCGAACCGGCUGCAACUUCGACGGAUCCACCGGAACCGGUCGAUGCCUCACCGGAGACUGCGGCGGAACCCUAAAAUGCUCCGGCGGAGGAAUCCCACCGGUCUCCCUCGCUGAAUUCACCAUCGCCUCCUCUCCCGGAGAGAAGGACUUCUACGACGUGAGCCUCGUCGACGGCUACAACGUCGGAAUCGGAAUCCGACCGAUCUCCGGCGUCGGAGACUGCCGAUUCUCCGGAUGCGUGGCGGAUCUGAACGGGAAUUGUCCGGCGGAGCUGCGGGUGGUGGAUCCGAGCACGGGUCUGGUGGUCGCGUGCAAGAGCGCGUGCUCGGCAUNCGAGUCGCCGGAGUUUUGCUGCACCGGCGACCAUGCGACGCCGGAGACUUGUCCUCCGACGCAGUUCUCGGCGAUCUUUAAGGCGGCGUGUCCCGGCGCGUACAGCUACGCGUACGACGACGCCACGAGUACUUUCACUUGUUCCGGGUCGGAUUAUUUGAUCAGCUUUUGCCCAAACGGGUCGUGAGAUUUAUUUUAUUUGUGGGUUGUAGGAAAAAAAGAGAAAUUGAGAAAUUUAUAUAUACAGCGAGUAGAAAUAGACAAUGAGUUUCU